Molecule: messenger RNA, 4918 nt
Organism: Pelodiscus sinensis (Chinese soft-shelled turtle)
Lineage: Eukaryota; Metazoa; Chordata; Testudines; Trionychidae
Source: RefSeq, a predicted model, not a curated record
UUGGUUUUGGUGUUGUAUUUUAAUUUUGAUCUAUGGUUUGGCGGAAUUCUCUUUAGGGUGACUUGUCCAAAACCACCUGGGGUCGACUGUGGUUGUCUGAUGAUGAAGUGUUUGCCCCGUUGGGUUUUUUUUUUUAAGCCAAAACAAAUUACUGAAAUGAACUAGUUGUAUGGCUAUUACUUGUCCCUACCUCAUGGACAUGCUGCUGAGCCACUCCCCGUUUAAAAUUCCAGUGCAUGUUGCAGGCCUGAUGCAGUGCUCCUCAGUGGAGUCAGUGGAGAGAUUCCUAUUGACUUCAGACAGGAGCAAACCCCACACCCACUGAUUUGAGGUUGAGAAUGAAAAUGAAAACAGGGUCUCCCAAUUCAAAACCACUAUAAAUGCAAGAAGGGCUUUGUCCUCAUUGGAGAAAAGAGAAGUGCAUUUUUAACCCAUGUUAAGCUAACCUGCGUUGAUCUUGGUGAAGACCAUGUUGUAACUAGUCCAGGUAAACUCUACAGUAGAAUUUCUUAAUCUUCAAGUAAUAGAUUUAAAAAUAAAAGAUAAUACUAGUACUAAGCAGCCAAAUAAAGGCACAAUUAACAAACAGGGGGAGGGAAGAAGAAGAUUGAUUGAUGGGCCAGUGAUUAAACACUAUCCUGCUAAUGUGUGUUUAAAAUUUACAACUGCUUUGUCUUCACUCAGGUUUUAAUCCAGAUUAUUUAACAAGUUUAAAAAUACAUCAUUUUUCUUGUCAAGAAAAGGCUUACGGCAUUGUCACUGUGUGCUUACAUCAAUGUUGCUAUCUCAGGCUACAUCUGUACCGGCAGCUUCUUGCACAAGUAAAAACUUGCCGGGUGUCUACACUGCACGCGCAUUCUUGCGCAAGUAAAUUUACAGUCUAGCGUUGGAAAACAGGGCUUCUUCCGGAAGAGUUUUUCUUCUCCCCACUUGCACAAGAGGCCAGUGUAGACAGGCAACAUGAAUUUCUAGCACAAGAAACUCCUAUGGCUAAAAUGGCCAUCAGGGCUUUCUUGCACAAGAAAGCGUCCACACUGCCAUAGACGUUCUUGUGCAAAAGCACAUCUCUUGCACAAAAGCACAUGGCAGUGUAGACACGCUCUUGUGGAAGACUUUUUGCACAAGAACUCUUCCGCAAAACAGUUCUUGCACAAGAAGCUGCCAGUGUAGACGUAGCCUCAGUGUAAAAUCCUAGUAAAGAUCAAACACUGAAAUUUUCACUCCAGUUAAACCAGAGAUCCACCCCAGCUAGCUAAAUGGAGGGAAAAAAUUCCUGUGCCUUGUCUCCACCUAGGAUUAUAUGUCUUGAUGCAAAAACAACUUCUAUGCAGAGCAGACAAAGCAUGAGAGUCAAACAACUUGCCCAUGUGGUCUAAUCUGUUUAGCUGAACUCUCAGGCACUCCGCCAGUUACAGUCUAUUCUCUGCUUCAAGACGAGCGUAUUUGGCUAAUUCUGUAGAUACUCCUUCCAAAAGCCCUUAUGCACAGCAGUUACCACUAGAUGGCAUUUACAAAAAUGCCAAUGAUCAGCUGCAGGUUGUAUGUUUCUGAAAUUUAUUGCACAGUGGAAUUUUAAAUGUUUCAGGUCAGUGGGCAGUUAAAUAACUUGAUCUCACCUCUCCAGACUAAGCUUCUGAUUAUCCCAUUUUGCUGGAUAAUUAGAUUUUGCACAACCUGGACUGUGGUUAUAAUUAUGUAGCAGCCUAAAUGUUUUGGGGAAGGAGCAUUUUUGUAAAUGGUUAUUUUACGGAUCCCACGUAUUGCUAUGUUUAACUUUUACUGAUGCUCUGUAUUUCAGGAAUAAAGGGCUCUUGUUUUUUAAGUUUAAUGGUUGAUGAUGGGAAAACAAAGUUUUCCACUGUCCAGUCUCUUGGGAUAAGUCAUGGCACCUGUCUGUGCCUCAGUUUUACCACUUGCAAACCUGGAAUGUUUCUUGUCUAGCAGGAUGAUUGAGAGGCUUAAUUACACUUUGUAAUUUGAGAAACUUGGGUAAAAAGUUCUACUGAAAUGCAGUUAAGUACUUUAACAUAUAGUGUAAAAUAGAAUUAGAAGGUUGCAAUGUGUCUUGAUGGGAAGGGGAGUGUUUGUCUAGCAGCACAAACAACAGAUGCUCUUCCUUUGUCACAUAGAAGACGUGCCUGGAGGAAUGUAAACAUGAAACGGUUCAUGGCGCUGCUAAAUAAGAAUAAAAACAAGGAUCCUCCACAGGUCAAGCUGCUGGAUCUAGCAGGCCAACUCUGCCACAGUCUUCAGAGCAUGUCUCCCAGCCUGGAGAAGCUGGUUGAGGCAAUGACGGGGUGCAAGCUUCAGGAAUAUUUUCUCACCCACAUCAGUGUAGUCCGAGCUUUUGUGCUUGUCCAUGUCCGCCGAGGGCAGCAUGACACAGCCUGCAGGCUUUUGGAGCAUUGCAGGGCAAAAGAAAAGAAGGAACUGGUGCAACUAUGGAAUGAGAUCCACUACCACAAAGUCAUGGAGAAACACCACACAGAUUCCCUGACACCAGUGCAGAAAUUCCGGUGCAGGAAGAGGAAUCCUCCACCAGUUUCCAUCUGUCCUGAAGGCAUAAGGAAUCGAAACUAUCCAGAAAACGUGCGCCAAGAGCUGCACAGAUUUGCUGCAAAGGUGACAAUGAAUCCAAACAAGGACCAGCGGGAGGGUUUGGCCCGGGAUAUGAACCUGCAGCCAAAUCAGGUUUAUAACUGGUUUGCCAAUUACCGUCGUCGUCAAAAAAUCCGGCUGGAAAAGUUCAUCUGCUCGACCAAGGAGAAGCCUUCAACUCCCCAAACAGAACAUCAGUGCAAUGGCAGCUCCUGCAUUCCACAAGCUGCAGAUGCAUUCCGUACCGACGGUGUCUCGGAGAAGAAAGAGAUGAACCUUGUGACCUGUGAGCCAGGGUGGGAGCUGUUAGCUCCGGGUCCCGACAAUUCUGCUGACGGGACCUUUUCAAAGUUGCUGGAAUCCAGCUUUCUGCAGAGCAGUGAGUUCCAGGAGAUGAGCUCAGCGAAAACUUCAGUGACCCCUCUCAACAGAGAAGAGCCUACGGCUAUCUGCACUGAGGCUGGGUGUGGGAUACACCUUAGCUCUGCCAUCCCGGAGACCAGACAGACAUCAGAUUACGCUGUCACGAGCCCCUGUCUGGAGAAUUUGCUCCCGUGUUCCCACGAGUCGCUUCCCCUCCAAACUGAACAUCUGGACGGAAGGCAGCCAACUCCCAGUGCAGAAGGAGUCUCGGGCGAGAGCAGCUGUCCCUCCUUGUGGAGUCCUGAUGCAGCAGUUCCUCUCAGGCUGCGCUUGGCAAGUCCCAGUGCCCACUUGUUUCCACAUCCCAUCUGGAGGAAAUCCAGAGCUUGGGACACAGCCAGGUGCUGGAGAAUCCACUAAGUGACCCCAUGAACAGCGAUACCUACUGGGCAGCAUGGCUACUUUUCGAAUUCUCAGUCGGUGGUCGAAUGUAACGUGCGCAAUGGUACCUUGUAUGGUGAUCUGCAGUUCUCCUAUGACUGCUCUUUUCUUGGCAAAGGAGGCAGUGAGAAAACGCAAGUCGUCUGGGAAAGGAGACCUUUUCUUAUGGUUCCAGUUUCAUUUGAACUCUAGUUUUAUCAAGAGCUUUACAAGCAACAACAAAAGCCAUGCUCCCUGAUGUUCUUGCAGAUCACAGACUUUAACUGGGACAAUUUGAAGCUCUUGUAGCCGGUUGCAAGUAUUUAGUUAUUGGUUCUGUGGAGGUUAAAUUGUUCAGGUGAUCCCAUAUUCACAAAUAUAUAUCUGGACAAGGGUCCAUCUCUUGUUAUUGAUGAAGUUGUGUAAAAAGCCCCUUAGUUCAAAGGGAGUAGUCAAACCUAAAGAAUGUCAUCUAGAGUGUGGAUGCCCUGUGGACUUGUUAGGGAUUGAGAAUUUGAAAAGCUGAUACAAAGUUAUCUCCUCCCGUUGCUGUGGUUCACCUCUUCCGUGAAUUCUGGGGCACUCCAAAUCCCAUAGUGCUGCAGCCCACACAUUUUGGAGCACUCUAGAAUUGAUAGCACCCAAUAAAAGUGAAUUAUAGAGGAUGAGAUGGGGAAAGCCAGUGUGUCUGGGCUAGGAGUAGGUGGAUCACAGAAUUGUUAUGAAGUUGAGAGGGUGGGGCCAUCUGAACCCUUUCCAUCCAUACUUUGAAGCCCCGUCUCUAAAUGGACACAGGCUUUGCAACUGGGCCAACGGUUGCCUUUCCUGCAGUCUGCAGAAUACGGAGACUUGAGGCCUGAUUCUCUACUUCUUUGCACUUGCACCUGCAUGGAGUGAAUGUAGAAUGCUGCCGUUUGGAUUUGUAACCUGGCUUUUGCAUUUAUUUUGCAGGAACAAAUCAUUGCUUGAGGUGCAGGGCACUGGAGAAGCAGGUCCUGCAUGUCCCCAACUGCCUUGCAAAGUAGCUUUUGGGUUGUGUAGCCCCACAUGCCUUCAGGCUGCAGGAGUAUGUGGCCUCUAAUAGAAACUGGUAACUGUAUUCAGCUCAAGUCUAAUACCCUGAAUUUUGGGCACGUGAGAGGCUCCUCACAGCUUUGAUCAGAGGAGUACACUAACAGUUCCUCUGUCCAGAUAUUUUUCCCCAAGCCUGUUAUGCUUCUGUUCCUUCUCCAUUGCUUUUUUUUUCAACUUAUCACAGAUCAGGAACACUACACUUUUCCUUGUAUCUCAUCUUGGGGCUAGAAAAUGGAAAUUGUGAGAGAAAAUGGGUGAGGCGGCUGAAUUUCCCCCAGGCCUAAAAACGCUCAGGGGUAAAUCAUUGUUUAACUUGUUAAGUAUUUACCACAAUUGUGUAUUUUUUUUAAAAAAGAUCCUGGAACACAAAAGAGUCCAGGCUGGGGGUUCACUGAUGAAAACGUGAUGCCUAUAUUGACUCUCUUGUAAUGAAGUAAGUUUGCAAAUAAAGGUUAUGAAUGGA